AGGAGUCGGAAGUUUAGUCAGGCAUUGCCGUAUUAAUUCGACACGGAAAAGCUCCAUUCACACCGCAAGCGCUCGAAAUCAUCACAUCGGCUGGAUGGACUUAAUGAAACCAUGAGGAAUAAAAAACACGAAGAUUGUUGCGAAAGUAACUAACGUGACUAUCGUUCCGAGCUUUUGAAGACGCCGAGCCAGGUAUUUCGGCGCAGACUUUCAACCGUCGAUUUGUUUUGCAGGUGUACCUGUGCAUACGUGGCACUUAUUUUUCUUUAUCUGGAGACCAACUUAAAAUUAGCGUUUUUUUUAGGUAUUUUAUCCACGUUUUUUUUAUUGUGUCAAUGUGGACCAUUUUCCGAAGUUUAGUAAAUUGCGUGGCUGGGACUAGUUUACUUGCGCCGGGCAGCCAAUCAGCGCGCGCUAACCGCUCGAAAUCGUAGUAACACUCACUAUUUCUGCUUUAAUUAAUCCUCUUUUGAUUUAUUCGCACGAUAACCUACAAAACCGAUUCGUACCGCACCAUUUAGAUAUUGACAGCAGGUUUCCAGACGAGGUUUCAUAAGGAGAAGUGUCAAGGCUGUGUGUGUUUUUUUUGGUUGGUAAAAUGGAUGCGGGAAUGGAGAAGGAGUGCAGCGCUUUGGGAGGGCUCUUCCAAAUCAUCAUGAACGAUAUGAAGGCGAGUUAUCCUGCCUGGGAGGACUUUGUCACCAAAGGCUCUAAGCUGCAAUCACAGCUGAGGACAACAAUCAUCGUUACAAGCUCAUUCCUGGACGCCUUCCAGAAAGUCGCUGACAUCGCAACUGGAACGCGAGGAGCGACGAAAGAGAUUGGAUCUGCCUUGACCAGGAUGUGUAUGAGACACCGAAGCAUUGAGAACAAACUCAAACUGUUUACCACGGCUCUCAUGGAUAACUUGAUCACUCCUCUGGAACUGAAAAUAGAAGAAUGGAAAAAGGUUACCAAUCAGCUGGAUAAAGAUCAUGCCAAAGAAUUCAAAAAAGCACGCUCUGAGAUCAAAAAGAAAUCUUCAGACACAAUUAAACUGCAAAAGAAAGUUAAAAAAGGUAAAGACGAGGUCCGGAUGCAGUUGGACAGUGCACUUCAUGAUGUUAACACGCGCUAUGCCGUGUUAGAGGAAACGGAGAAGAGAGCUGUGUGUCGAGCACUUGUAGAGGAAAGAGGAAGAUUCUGUUCUUUUGUCACAAUGCUCAAACCUGUCCUGGAUGAAGAAAUAGGCAUGCUUGGGGAAGUCACCCACUUACAGACGAUUCUAGAAGAUCUUGGCAACCUGACGACUGAUCCCAACAUACUGCCUCCUGCUAGUGAACAGGUUAUUCUUGAUCUUAAAGGCUCGGACUACAGUUAUUCGUAUCAGACUCCACCUGCGUCUCCCAGCAAUACGCUGUCACGUAAAAGCAGCAUCAGCAGUAACUACACCUCUGUGCGUCAUGUUCCUUCUCUGGACUCCAUCUCCAGUGCAGUGGAUGGGCUUCACCUCAGAGCACCAGAUGCAACACAGGAGAAAAGCAGUGUUAACAGUCAGCCUUGGCAAGGUAAGAUCACUCCUGGCACUGAAAAUGGGACCUCCAUGCCCCCACCACACAAACCUUACAACGGGUUUGAGGAGAGAGCCAGGACCCUGUCCACCUCGGGCAAGCUACAGACAGCCAGGGAGCAGCUGGCUCUUACUCUUGGAGGCGGGCUUAAUUCAGAUGCACCUCGAACCAGUCGAGAUUCCCUCCACUGCUCUAGUGGAUACAGCACACAGACGACUACACCAUCCUGCUCUGAAGACACCAUACCUUCACAGCAUGCGGUAAAGAAAGAACCUCCUCUAUAUGAUUAUGACUACAUCUCCUUGCACGGUGGAGAGGACGGCCACAGUCAGUCUGAUUUUGAUAAAUCUUCCACGAUUCCGCGCAACAGCGACUUGAGUCUCAAUUACCGCAAAAUGUUUCAAAGCAAGCGUCCGGCAUCCACCGUUAGUCUGUUGAUGGAUCCGGAGCCUCUAGGGCCCCACACAGCAACUAUUCGCCGUAAACCCUCAAGCAAACCCAACAUCCGUCGUGGAACCAUAAGUGGAGGAGUGCCCAUACCCAUCUCAACACCGCAGGUGCCCCUGAAGGCGUCCGUUUCUACUGCCGGUCUGUGCGGCAGUGAGGAGACCGUUUGCCUCUCUGGGGUAAUACAGAGUAACAGGGUACCUGGUACAGAUCUGGCUCACACUAGACAUAAUCUCUGCAUGUCCACCCAGAGUCUGAGUUCCAUGCCACCUCCAUAUUAUUCCAUGUUCCCUGGGCAGCCACCGGCAGGCAGCAAAGAGCAGCUGUAUCAAAUGAGCAAGCAACAACAGUAUGCACUGCACCAACAGCAACAGAGGCAAUAUCAGCAUCAGCUGCAGCACCAAUAUAGUCAACAACAGAAUCAACAACAGAAUCAUUUACAGCCGCAACAAUACAAUCAACAUCAGCAAAAUAAUCCACAACAAUACAACCAGCAACAACAGUUUCAUCAACAGCAGGAGCAGCAAUACCAACAACUGGUACAUCAAAAAGACCGACAGCAGAAAUUCAAACAACCGCAUGUAACGCAUCAAUUUCAACAGCAACAACAUCAGAAUCAACAGCAGAUACAGAAUACUGCAACUCACAAUUCCAGCAUGCCACUUCCAAGUGCAUCGCCUAAUUCCGAUCAGCCUUGCUUGGAUCAUUCCAAUGACGUUCCUGAUUCUAGCAGUGGAGGUGACAUGUUAAGCAUGAUCCGUAGAGGAGUCAAACUACGUCAGACUCUUACCAACGACCGUUCGGCACCUUUCAUCACCCCGAACCAUCUCAACUGAUUUUUAAAUGUUUUUUUUUAUUUCCCUUUUCCGAAUAUUAUUUCAUUUAACAAUACUUUUUUCAAGCCUUUUAUUGUUGGUGUUUGCGCAUCUUCUUCUUUAAAGAUUGACUAAUGUUCGACAAUUUUGACUUUACACUGUGCGUGAACAAACUCUUUCAACCCCGCAAUGUUAUUGUUGCAGCGAAUGUUGCCUCUCAAUAAAUUAAAAGUGAAUUCCGCUGGCUGUGUGCUUCACGCUAUAUAUACAGAUAUAUUUAUAUGUAUUUAGAUAUAUAGAUCGAGCAUUAAAGCUUAAGAUAUAUUGAUGUUAUUUGUUUAUGUUGUAUUUGCGGAAGAAAACAGCACUCAGCCUUUAAUAAUUGUGGUUAGAGAUCAAAUACUUCUGUAUAUAUUAGCGAAACUAUUGAAAGACUGUUGUAUUAUUUUAGUUUUUCUGUUUGUUUUUUAAAGUAGUUAAAGCAGCUCUAGGCAUCUAUUUUUGUACAGUUUAGGGUAACAGAAAACUGCCCCACUGCCUUUAAUCCGCCCAAUUACUGGACAUGCAGUUGCAAUGAAUGCAGCCAAUGAGAGAAAGGGAAGGAAGAAGAGGUGUAAUUGGGUGGAUUAAUGAAGGACUGGAAAAGUGGAUCAUAUUUGUGUUGCUUAUAAUGACUGUGAGAGCUUAUGAGGUAUCACUGUGGUUAUUUAUUCAACCUGUUUGAUUCUGAAUCAUUUUAAAUCGUUUGUUUACCAAAGCUUUGAUGCUGUAGCCUCAUAGAUGCAUAUAAACCUGCUCUCCUUGAUGAUUCAGUAGAAAGACUUGAUGCAUAUCAUUUUUACUUGUUUUGAACAUUUGCAUUUUUUUUUUUUUCACACCAGGGAAAGUUUUGAUUUGAAAACAUUUGCAAAAAUGGCAAAAUGUCACUUGUUGUGGAAGUAUACAGGCCUAGACUUUCUUAAAAGCUUUUUUUUUAACCAGAUAAGAACAUUCAUUCUUAACUGGGUUUUCUGUUGCAGGUCACAAUGUUUGGUAAAGAGGAAUAUUGUAUCAAAGUGUCCCGUUCUUCAGGUUUGCAAGUACAAAGCUUAUUUAAUGAAAAUAUAAAGCAAUUGAAUAUUGACCUACUUAAAGCAAUGAAUCAUUUUAACCUUAAACCCCAAUGUGAAGCUAACAUUAUCCACACAUGGUAAAUUUAAACCGCAUUUUAAAAAGAGAUCUCAAGAGGACACUUGGAGUGUAUGUUCAGAAUUGAAGGAGCAGUUCUGUUCUUUAUCAGUGUAUUUUUAAUUUUUUUUGUGAGUGUGUUAUUUUACCUUUGCAUUUAAGAUUGUGCCUAGUUAGGCCUUUACUGAAAUAUCUUCAGGCAUUUGAUAUAUGUUAGGUGAAAGCAAACGGUAAGCCUAGUUCAGAUGCGUACCCCAUUUUUAGGUUAAGCCUUUUUUGACUGAUUUUUCUAAAUACAUUUCCUUUAGAGUUUGCUCUGUGUGUGGAUUACCACAAAUUUUAUUGGUUUGUUGUGCUUGUUGUAGUUUUGCUAUGCUCUCCUCUUGUUUUCAUACAGGAAAGCCAAUGCUGGACAUUUGCUUUCAAGCUUAAAAUUGCAUCACCAAUGCUACAGUUUUUAUUGCAUUUUAAAAACAUUUAUUAUCAAGUUUAUUACAUCAAGCAUCAUUUUUGUUCUCAUGAUUAGAUUGUUCACAACAUAUGAAUUCUGAUAGGGAUAGUUCACCCAAAAUGAUCAAUUCUGCCAUCAUUUACUCACCCUCAUGUUGUUUGCAGCCUGCGAUUUUUGUCUUCUGUGGAACACAAAUGGAGAUGUUACUCGGUAUGUUAGUCUCAGUCACCAUUCACUCACUUUUGUUGCAUCUUUUUUUUUUUUCAUGCAACACUGUAAAAUCUAAUUAGUUGACCUUACUUAGAAAAAGCAUGCAAGCAUAUUACCUUAAAAAUCUAAGUAAACACUUAUUCGGCUCAAAAAAAGUAAACUAGUUACAAGUAAACUAAACUUAUCUGUGAUUAAAGUAUCAAUUAUUAUUAUUAUUAAAUUAUUUAAAUUGAGUUAUAGCAUGUCUUAACCAGUGUACAGGAAAUUAUGGAAGGUAUCUCGGUUAGCCAUAUGGCACAUUGGAUUCUUCUCAGUACUUCUUAUUGCACAUGAAUCUACUCUUUUGUUAAGUACAAUUGAGUAGAGAUGAAUGUCUUCAAUUUAACAGGCUCCAAGUUCAACAGAGGUAACACUAAUCACCCUAAUGGUGAUGGUGACUUUACACAAAUCACAACUAUCAACCAGCUACAACAAUAGUCAUAACAAUUAAAAUAUAUAUAUAUAUAUAUAUAUAUAUAUAUAUAUAUAAUUACAUAAGCUUCCUUGUUUUGACCAAGCAUACAUCAUUUAUUCAAAUGCAAGGGCUUAUGGGCAUUCCACACGUCCACAAAUGUUGGGUUUGUAGUACUCAAAGUCAGUUUAAGAAUGUAAACUAGCAGCCAAAAGUUUGGAAUAAUGUACAGAUUUUGCUGUUUCAGUAAGAAAUUGAUACUUUAAUUCACCAAAGUGGCAUUCAACUGAUCACAAAAUAUAGUCAGGACAUUACUGAUGUAAAAAAACAGCACCAUCACUAUUUGAAAAAAGUCAUUUUUUAUCAAAUCUAGAUGGGUCCCAUUUCCAUCACUCCAGUACUUUAUCCUGGAGUAAUCAUGCUAAAUUGCUCAUUUGGUUCAAGAAAAUCCCUUGCCAUUACAUCAAACACAGUUUAAAGCUAUUUGUUUUUUUAAAAGAAGCUUAACAUUGUCUUUGUGUUUGUUUUUGAGUUGCCACAGUAUGCAAUAGACUGGCAUGUCUUAAGGUCAAUAUUUGGUCAAAAAUGGCAACAACAAAAAAAGAAACGGCUUUCGCUAGAAACUCAUCAGUCAAUCAUUGUUUUGGGGAAUGAAGGCUAUACAAUGCAUGAAAUUGCCAAAAACAAACAAAGGUGUAACUACAGUCUUCAAGGACAACUGGCUCUAACAAGGACAAAAAGAGAUGUGGAAGGCCAGAUGUACAACUAAACAAGAGGAUAAGUACAUCAGAGUCUCUAGUUUGAGAAAUAGACACCUCACAGGUCCUCAGCUGACAGCUUCAUUGAAUUCUACCUGCUCAACACCAGUUUCAUGUACAACAGUAAAGAGAAGACUCAGGGCUGCAGUCCUUAAGGGAAGAAUUGGAAAGAAAAAGCCACUUUUAAAAAGAAAAAUAAAAUGUUAGAGUGGGCAAAGAAACACAGACAUCGGACAACAGAUAAUUGGAAAAGAGUGUUACGGAUCUUAACUCCAUUGAGCUUUUGAUGAGAACUCUUUGAAGUAGUUUAUAUGUUUCUUUUUAAAUUGUAAUAGUAAUUUUUACUAAUUAAUGUUCUGACUAUACAUUGUGAUCAGUUGAAUGCCACUGGUGAAUAAAAGUUCCCAUUUCUGUCCAAAAGAGCUAAAUUUGUACAUUGUAUAUAUUGGAGUUAAAAUUACAAAAUGUGACAUUUCAAGUACUGUUUACUUAUGACCACUUAAAUGUUUUAAUUAAUGACAACUUUAGGGUUUAGAGAGUAACUGUAACUGAAUUAAGUUACUAGUAAGAAUAGUAAACAAUUAAGCUUAAGUUGAAUCAACUAUUUUUGAUAUUUUUUAGAUUACUGUUGGUAAAAUGGUGACUGAGACUAUAAUUCUGCCCAAAAUCUUGUGUUGUAUCCCAACAAAGAAAAGAAAGUCUUAUGAGAUUCGAACAACAUGAUAGUGAGUGAUUUGUAUUUUAUUGUUAUUGUGAGGGAAUGCAAAACAGAUCUCAGAAAAUAAAAUCCCUCCCUGUCCCCAUCCUUCAAGGUGCUCCGUACCAAUAGGUCGCCGGAACUACUUGUUAUACAACAUUGAAUAUGACAAUACAGAUCUCACCAUGAUCCUGAAUGUAAUGAUGAACUUGAUGUUCAGAAAUCUCCCUUGAAGUUUGGUGUGUUUGUGAGUGAAAUGCACCUCUGCAGUCCAACAUCUCUUCUCAGUAGGCGUAUGUAGUUUUUUUUGGUGUCUUAUCAUUUAUUAUUUCCAUCACACACACACACGUGCUGGCAGGUGUUCUUAUGUUUUCUCAGCCUAUCUGUGGCUAUUAAAAGACUCCACAACUUCACAUGCUACAAAAGGUGUUUUUACCCUUCAUAUCUUACCUCAUUCUACUUCUACCGCUGGCCACUUCUUUUUUUGUUUUGAAAUCCUUUUUCAUCCUCCUCUUCAUCUAGGGCCCCACACCUGUCUGGUGGGUGUAUAGGAUUUCUCACCCCUUCUCUGUCAGUAUUGUCCUCUGUCUCUGCAGUGAUUUAGACUCUUCCAAAGAAGUUCAGCUCUGACACAAAGCUCUUCAGUGCUUUUAGUGUAAGAUUAGCUUGCAGCUGCUGUACGACAAAUACGAGUGUAAAAGAAUAUAAUUUUACCCUGAAAGGUGAGAUGAUCAAGGUGUUAUUCCACUCUAAAUGUGCAUUGUUGUUGAUAGUGGCGGCCAGAGCUGUGGUUUUGAAUAUGUGUAAAGGAGACUUUCACAUGUUUUUCUGAGAUAAAGGCUGGCUUAACCCUGGUGAGUGUUGCUCCAGCUAUGUUACUGGGAUUUGUCCUUGUAAGUGCUGGUCUGAGUCCAGGUUUGUUAUCAUUUUAAUGACACAAACCUACAAUAUAUAUAUAUAUAUAUUAUUUUUAAUAUAUAUUUCCUACAGUUGCAGUUCACAGGACAGUUUAUUUAAAUUCUGUUUCGGUAAAUUAAAUUCAUAAAGUGUGAUGAGAAGGUCUUGAUUUUUGUUUUAGAUUUAUGCUACAGAGCUAAGAGUCAAGACAUCACGUGUGUGCGUACGCGCGUACGUACUCUGAUGACUGAGCUGAGUGUGUUUGACCCCUGGUGUGUGUUAGAGAGUUGAUCUCUCGAUGUUAAAUAUCUUUCUCUGUGCUAUGAUGUUUCUCAUGUCUGUACUCAAUGCUGAAGCCUCAAACAAAAUGGACUGUGGGUUUAAAAUAUACCAAUGUUCAAAAAGAAAUGAUCAGAGUCC
Xyrauchen texanus (razorback sucker) is the source of this 7863-nucleotide messenger RNA. It is a transcript of the gene mtss1, whose product is annotated as MTSS I-BAR domain containing 1. NCBI's taxonomy places the organism in Eukaryota, Metazoa, Chordata, Actinopteri, Cypriniformes, Catostomidae. Bases 599 to 2833 code for a protein of 744 amino acids. The transcript is spliced from 15 exons. Gene Ontology annotation, biological process: cell projection assembly; plasma membrane organization. The record is from RefSeq and is a predicted model, not a curated record. Gene Ontology annotation, molecular function: phospholipid binding; actin binding. Gene Ontology annotation, cellular component: actin cytoskeleton; cytoplasmic side of plasma membrane.